Molecule: messenger RNA, 501 nt
Organism: Gaeumannomyces tritici R3-111a-1
Lineage: Eukaryota; Fungi; Ascomycota; Sordariomycetes; Magnaporthales; Magnaporthaceae
Exons: 1
Coding region: 1-501 (166 amino acids)
Source: RefSeq, a predicted model, not a curated record
AUGGAAUCUUCUUAUGUGCCUCCCGUCGGUAAGAAAACCAGUAAGCCGCCCAGGCCAGUGCAUGGGCAACGGCCUGCGCAGCGGCCGUCGAGGCAUGUCUGCUUCGUCUCACAGCCAGCGCAAGCAGGCGUUUCUUGGCAGCACGACGCCAUCUCCACCCUCAGGGUGCCAGCUUACUCUGAAGCAACAGUGUCGUGGGAGCAAGCCGCCGUGUUCCUCCUUCGCUUCGCGGGAGCCAAUGCGGAAUGGGGGAAGGCCUUGCCUCGCCGGCGCGCAUGGAAACAGCGAGUGUGGCUGACCCCCCCUGUCAGGGGCCAAAGCAGGGCCAGCAGGGCGCGCUGGCGUUUGACUCAGCCACGCCUGCAGGCGCUUGGCUCAGCCCUAUACGAUCCCGUUGUGAUAUUCGACGAGUUGGAUCACAGUCCUUACUGUGACGCCAAAUCACUGCACGUGUUCCAUUUUGAUCGGGGCCCAUUGGCUGGUGAUCUGCGCACCUUCUAG